Messenger RNA from Cooperia oncophora, 687 nucleotides. Lineage: Eukaryota; Metazoa; Nematoda; Chromadorea; Rhabditida; Trichostrongylidae. The record is from the annotation of a GenBank genome assembly.
AUGGUUCUCAUUCAUGCACGUGUCAUUGUUUCGGUCGGCGAUGUUAUGGCAUUUCAAAGAUCGCUGAACAGAAGGCCACUUCUUACCCAGGUUGUGGCCACAGGAGCGAUAUGUGGAGCUGGAGAUGUUUGUUGUCAGCUUGUAUUAGAGAGAAGAACUUCGAAGACGUACGAUGUUUAUAGGACUGGCAGAUUUUUCGUAUUAGGAUCAUUUUUCAUUACCCCGGCAUUAAAUAGAUGGUUUAAAGUUCUGGAGAAAAUAAAUGGCAAUCCUAAGCUCGAUCCACUAAAGCGAAUGCUUGUUGAUCAGUUUGCAUUCGCGCCUUUCUUUAAUGCAGUUAUUUUGUUCAAUCUACGAAUACUAGAAGGUUAUGGAAUAGAAAAAUCGUGGAGUAAAAUGAAGGAAGAUUGGUGGACUAUUUAUUCGACGAGCUUGAAGAUUUGGCCGGCAGUUCAGCUUGCAAAUUUCUACCUAAUUCCGUUGAAUAUGCGUGUUAUUGUUGUUCAAUCGGUGGCACUUUUCUGGAAUACCUACCUCUCGUUCAAGACACAGAAGCGCAUGGAGUCGGACGAACAUACCUCAAUGUCGAAUCCUCUAAGGCCAGCUAUCGAGAAAAUGGAAGCCCAGUUAUCUCAUGCUUUAUGUGAGGAUUCGACUGCAAGAAAGCCGGAGGUCAUCAGUGUUUAG